AUGAGUGACGAGUUUCCUGCCAUAUGCGAUAGCUGCUGUGGCCCAGACAAGCAUAUAAAGAUGAUGAGACAAGCAAAUGGAGAAGAAUGUAAAGUCUGCACCAGACCAUUUACAGUAUUUCGGUGGAACCCUAAUAAUGGAACAAACAAAUCCAAGAAAACGAUUAUAUGUAUGACAUGUGCGAGAGCAAGAAACUGUUGUCAAUCGUGUAUGUUAGAUAUAACGUAUGGCAUACCAUUAGAGAUAAGAGACACGGCAUUGAAAAUGGCUGGGCUUGAACAUGCCCUGCAAAUAAAAUCGUCUAAUACUUCUCAAAACCGUGAAGUAAAAGCCAUUAUGGCCGACAAGCAGGAAGCGAAGUAUAAUAACGAAGAUAAUGAUGUAAAUAAAUCAAAUGACCGAAGUGAAAUGGCCCGCGACAUACUUCUGAAGCUAUCAGAGAAACUAAACGGGAAUACAAAUGCCUUGAUCAAAAAGGCUCCAAAAAAUUCUAAGACAACGAAAAAAAACGAGAUAAUCAAUGUCAAAAAUGCUGAUAUAUCAAAAAUAUUAGGCAAGUUACCUCUAGGAGGCCUGAUUGUGGUUCCAGAAACCACUCCAGAACUUUCAUCAUUUUUUCUUUUCGGAUUCAGUGAUGAUAUCCCGCAAUACAUAAUAUCAGACUUCUGUAAUAAAUUUGGCAAGAUAAAAUCAUUGUCGAUUGUUCAUCGUGCUAAAUGUGGUUACGUGGUAUUCACAACUAGGAAAGCUGCCGAGAGCUUUGCAACUACAAUAAUGGAGAAUGGGCUAAAUAAGAAUACCGCUACACCAGGAUUGCUUAUAUUAAAUAACAAAUAUCCCGUUAGAGUAAGUUGGGGCAAGCAGAAGCCCUUAGUUACAACAAACGAGGAGUGCCAUAAAUUGAGUUUAGUUAUAACCAAGGUAAUGAGACAAUUAGCAGAAAAAGAUAAGAUAUUUGAAGACCAGAAAAUUACGAAAAAAGCAAAGAAUCAUAAAACAUCUUCGGAUGCAAAUGAACAUUCAAGCAAUACAGCAUCUACUCAACAUUAUAAGGCUUUACGACCAGAUUUUGAGCUCUAG
Messenger RNA from Debaryomyces hansenii CBS767, 1080 nucleotides. RefSeq lists its product as uncharacterized. The coding region runs from base 1 to 1080 and encodes 359 amino acids. The record is from RefSeq and is a predicted model, not a curated record. Gene Ontology annotation, cellular component: U2-type catalytic step 1 spliceosome; U2-type catalytic step 2 spliceosome; Prp19 complex. Lineage: Eukaryota; Fungi; Ascomycota; Pichiomycetes; Serinales; Debaryomycetaceae. The transcript has a single exon. Gene Ontology annotation, molecular function: U6 snRNA binding; pre-mRNA binding.